GAUGCAAUCCCGAUAGGAGUCAGCAAGAAGGCCUGCUACUGUUGUCACCUCCUCGCCCGGAAGCUCGCCUCGUCGGAACUUGCUGAAAACCACCCCACCAAGUUCAUCCUCCCAGGGACUCAUGCGACAGUCUUUCCUUGGGUCCCCCCGGACGGCCUGCCCUUGGCGGUCCUCCAGAGUAUCAGGGAUGACCUGAAGGCGGUUCUGGCGCAAGCUAUCAACAGGACUCUUCAGGACACCGGCUCGGCGCAGAGCUCGCCUUUCAGCGCAACGUCUGAACUAGAGGACGAAGAUUGGGCGGAGGCCGCGAGGGCGGUCAUAGAGGCGGAGUUGGCUGAAGAGUAG
This is a messenger RNA of Epithele typhae, 345 nucleotides long. RefSeq lists its product as uncharacterized. Lineage: Eukaryota; Fungi; Basidiomycota; Agaricomycetes; Polyporales; Epitheliaceae. The record is from RefSeq and is a predicted model, not a curated record. The transcript has a single exon. The annotation marks the transcript as partial.